UGGGAGAAUUAUUUAAAGGAGACGUCUUCUAUGCCAGCGUCCCCCAGCUGCUUUAGACAGUCUAGGAUUCCUCCCACAAACGGCUUCAAAGUGGGUAUGAAAGUGGAGACGUACGACCCAAGGAACUCCACCUCGGUGUGUAUCGCCACUGUGAUGGGGCUGAUGGGAGCACGUCUUCGCCUGCGCUUGGACGGCAGCGACAGCACCAAUGACUUCUGGCGGCUGGUCGACUCUUCGGAUAUUCAGCCAGUCGGCACGUGUGAGAAGAGUGGAGACAUGCUCCAGCCACCACUAGGUUUCCGAAUGAACGCGUCAUCCUGGCCCAUGUUCCUGUUAAGAACUUUAAGUGGAGCCGAGAUAGCACCAGCCUCUGCAUUUAAAAAGGAGCCGCUCAAGCCAUUGCAAAACCUUUUCAGACUGGGUAUGAAGCUGGAAGCAGUGGACAGAAAGAACCCGAGUCUGAUCUGCCCUGCCACUAUCGGACAGGUGCGUGGAGAAGAGGUCUUUGUCAUGUUCGACGGCUGGCGUGGGGCCUUCGAUUACUGGUGCAAAUACUACUCCAGAGACAUCUUCCCCAUCGGCUGGUGUCACCUGACCAAACACAGUCUCCAGCCCCCUGGAACCAGCUUCCCUCUCCCUCGGAGCCCGAUUCCUUCUCUGUUGCCGUCCCGGUCGUGGCGCCACUCCAUGCAAUCCCCGUACCAGCUUCCUCACCCGCUGCCCCCACUGCCCGUCAGGAAGGGCGUGCGGGGCCGUCGGCCCAAGAGCCAGACCAUCGCCAUGCUGAAAGCUAUACAGAAUGGCCAGGCGGCGUCACAGAGCGGCGCCACCAAGAGCACCGGGCCUGAACACCUGGAGCCACGGCUGCACAAGAAGAGAGGACCCAAACCUGGCAGCAAGAGAAAGCCGCGAGUUCUUCCUCCUCUGUCCAGCCCGUCUCUGUCUUCCUCCGUGUCAGACGGCAGACUCUCCAGUAUUCAGAUGACCAAAGACUCUGGGGUUUUAUCUACAGUGUGCGUGUACGUGAACAAGCAUGGUGAGUGUGGGCUGCAUCUGGACCGAAAGCUGAUGCUGCAGCUGCCGGAUCAUUUCGGACCAGGCCCAGUGAACACGGUGCUGCAGCACGCCGUACAGGCAUGUGUGGACUGCGCCUACCAGCCCAAAACGCUCUUCAGCUUCCUGCAGUCUCAGUCAGACGGCGGAGAGAUCAUACGAGUUCGCUCAGAAGGAGGGAUCCACUACGUUAAGCUACCUCGAGCCUCCAGCGCUUCAUUCGUUCUGCGCUUCCUCGAGACUCUGUGUCACCAUUUGCAGUCUGACAACCUGUUCAGCAGCCAGCCGUUCAGUCCCCUAUCCGCUAACACGCACAAUGCCUACGACAGGAGCAAGUCAGUGAAGGAAGAGACGUCAGAAGCGUUAUCAAUAGUGCGGGGCAGCAGACGCUUCACCAGAGAAUCCUCCAUCUAUAGCACUCCUACUCCCACCAACCCACCCAGAACAGACACACACUCUUCAGAAGCAGAAACACUCCCAUCAGAAAAUGGCAUCUCUGCCGAGCAGCAUUUCUCUGAGGAGACCAUGGACACCAGUUCUGCACCGUCUCGGCCUCCUGCACAGCGCACUUCAACCGAGCAUCGUAAUCCAGCCGGGAACAGCCCACACUACUCAACCCAGCAGCCUCCUCUGCGCCGUAUCACCUCCAACCCAUCUGAGCUGGCCAACACACGCAUGCUUAGACGAGUGGAAGCUGCCAGCUCCACCACCGGUCCAGAUCACCAGACGACUGAGCGAGAGACAUCCAACAGGAGCCCAUCCUCAUGGAGCAUAGAGGAAGUGAUGCAGUUUGUGCGGGAUGCAGACCCUCAGGCCUUAGGGCCGCACGCCGAACUCUUCAGGAAGCACGAGAUUGACGGCAAGGCUUUAAUGCUGCUACGAAGCGACAUGAUCAUGAAGUACAUGGGCCUGAAGCUGGGUCCUGCGCUCAAACUGUGCCAUCAUAUCGAAAAACUUAAACAGGGCAAACUGUAGCUCGAUUCACUCGAGCCCCGCGGACACACAUAGCCUCCAGCGGGUGGCGUCUGUGCGCACAUCUAAGAGCACAAUGUCCCCAUGCAGAGCUCUGGAGCUGGGCAAGGACCUGAAGAUGGAUUUGCUCAGAGCAGAUGUAAAUACCAAAUCCUUGUAUCGGGAAAAACCAGCAACAACAAUCAUAAAACCACGCAAACCAUCAAGAGAAGAACGAGAGCCAAAAUUGACGUCAAAGGGUCUAUUAGACAGCAAGAAGGACAAAACGCUCCUGUCACAGGACUCAUUUAAUUUUAGGGAUCAUCUUAGACACAAACGCGGGUUUAAACACUGACACUAUGACCUCAGCACCUCCUUUUGAGAGAAGGAACAAUGCAGGAACUAUUCAGCAACUGGACUAAGCUAAAUCCCAAAGGAUUUCUUUGUCUAUAUCAAAACCAUGCUAAAACUGUACUCCCCCAAACCCCCCUUUCUGUUUCCCUUCCCCAGUUUCAAUAGUCAUUAAAAAGGAAAAUAAAAACAACAACACAUUAGGUAAUGAACCAUCAUGUAUUAUUGAGUAGAGAGAUUUACAUGCUCUUUUAUUUGUGAACAAAGAAACACCAAAAAAAGAUGUUAAUAAAAUAACCACUAAAACCAUAAUAUAAGUAUAGUGAUACAAAUGUCCUACAACAAAACCUCAUCUUUAGCCAAAAGCAACAAGGCAGCUAUCCAUUUUUCAUAAUAUAAAAUAGAAUAUAAAGCUAAAGGCACAAAUCAGUUACUGUAGCGACUGAGCUUUUUUCCCCUUUUCAAUGUAUUACUCCUCAGGAUGUGUUUUUGCUUUUUCUGUACAUCCAUUUGUUAGAUCUAAGCCAUGUAAAUCAUGUAAAUGUCUAUAUACAAUUCAUCCUUGUUUACACAAUGUACACCUUGUUAAAUAUGGGGUAAAGUUUACAAAAAAAAGGUUCUGAAGAUUUCAGUUGAAGAAACACUUCACAGACACCUAAGAGCUCUUUGUAGACCUUGUUAUAGAUAGAAUACCACUUAUUAAAAUUAAGAACAAAUUCAUUACUCCUUAAGAUUACUCCCAGGUUGUGAUUUUAUCAUCAGAGGAAUCUAUACGGAAAAUAAUAUGCACAUUGUCGGUGAAGUGAAUUUCUCUUCUGCGAGCAUAGAAUUGAACUGUAAAUCCAACAACGAUGAGACUCUUGAUUCCAUUCUGAUUUCACGUGUGACUUGAGCAGAUUGUUUCUCAAUGACUCGGUCACAAUAAUCAAAUACCAGACGUUUUAUAUGAUAUUUAAGUGAUCUCUUGCCCUUUUUUGUGUUGCAUAAAUUUUCAUAUUUCUGUGUUUUGAUUUCAAUCUUAAAUAAGCACAAUGCUGCUUUUCUUUUUUAAAAAAAAGAUUUGUACACUUUUAUAUGUGUUGUUAGUUUCAGCAGUUUAGCUCUUAGGGCAUCCCUACAUUUCUGUUCUUCUCAGGUUCAAGUUUUUAGUGUUUUGUAUACUUUUCUACAACUGCGUAAACUGUUUGCAUUAAAAUAAGAUAACAUUUUUUCAAGUAUUUUACUGGAACAAAACUUGAAAAGAGGGUUUGUUUGACCUUGUUUAAAAAGUAU
Tachysurus vachellii is the source of this 3627-nucleotide messenger RNA. RefSeq names its product Scm polycomb group protein like 2 (gene scml2). Gene Ontology annotation, cellular component: nucleus. The record is from RefSeq and is a predicted model, not a curated record. Lineage: Eukaryota; Metazoa; Chordata; Actinopteri; Siluriformes; Bagridae. Gene Ontology annotation, biological process: regulation of DNA-templated transcription. The transcript has 12 exons. The coding region runs from base 31 to 2028 and encodes 665 amino acids. Gene Ontology annotation, molecular function: protein binding.